CAAUUUGUCUGUUGUUUACAUUCAAACUGAGGAAGGAAAAUAAAACAUUAACUUCUUUGUAGUGAUUUCAGAGUUUCUGUAGUCACUAGAUUUUUCCCCUGAUUGGGUCCCAGCCGUUCAUUUGAAUGAUCCGUAACUAAUCCUAAAAUAGCCGACAGCGUUCUCCUCUUCUUACAGCUGCUAUUUUUGGAAAGACCAGUCGCUGAGGAAAAAAAAAAAAAAAAACAGCACAAAACCUCAGGAGCUAGUUUUUAUUCUGCUGGAGACACCUGACUGUUUUUUAAAGUCCCGUAAAACGUGGGAAAAAAAAAAAACGCUGAAAAGAAUCGUGCGCAGGAAAAGUACAAGAAGGCCGCAGCGGGCAAAGUUCGGAUCCGCGGUGUCGCCUGCGCGACUGAACCGACCGGCGAACUACUGAACCCGCAGAAGAACAUUAGCAUGGCCCGUCCUGCUGCACUUGAGCAUUAUAAGGCCGGCAUGUUGCUGAGCGGAGUUGGAGAUGCUCUGGGUUACAGGAAUCAGCUGUGGGAAUACAACCAGUCCGGCCCAGCCAUCCAUCAGGAACUACAGGAGCUUGGAGGACUAAAGAACAUCACUGUUCAACUUCCUGAUUGGCCAGUCAGUGAUGAUACGGUCCUCCACCUGGCCACCGCUGAAGCUUUAGCCACAGGAAAGGAAGGAGAGGACCUGCUGCAUGAGGUGGCAUCUCGGUAUGUGGAGGGUAUGAAAGACAUGGAGGGGAGGAAACCGGGACCAUCGAGCAUCCUGGGUGUGUCUCAGUUAAGACCAGGUACUGAAGGGGGCUACAGAAUAUCUUACAAUCCAGAAGGGACAGGAUGUGGAGCUGCCAUGAGGUCCAUGUGCAUUGGUUUGAGAUACCCUCAACCGGAGCAGCUGUCAUCUUUGGUCACGGUUGCCAUGGAGACCGGCAGAAUGACCCACCCUCAUCCAACCGGAUUCCUCGGUGCCGUUGCUUCUGCACUGUUCACAGCUUACGCCAUCCAGCGCCGUCCAAUCACAACUUGGGGGCUGGGCUUAUUGAAGGAAGCUUGUCCAAUAGCGAAGGAGUUUGUGAAGUCGGCAGGAUACGCCGUUCCUGAGACGGAGAGAGACUGGGGAUACUUCACGGAGAAAUGGGAAUGGUAUCUUGAAUUGAGGGGUUUGUCAUUAGGUACUGGUCCAGUGGUGUUUCCUGACCGAUAUGGACCGGCCGAACGCGACGAGGCAUAUAAGAGCUUCAGCCUCUCUGGAUGGGCAGGACGAAGCGGUCACGACGCACCGAUGAUAGCUCUGGAUGCUCUACUGGGGGCGGGGUCAAACUGGGAGGAGUUAAUGAGCCGUGCAGGUUUCCACGGAGGAGACAGCGACAGCACGGCGGUCAUAGCGUGCUGCUGUUGGGGUCUGAUGUACCGGAUGGAGGGAGUGCCCGAGUGUAACUACACCAACCUGGAGUACAGGAACCGGCUGGAGAACAGUGCUGAGAAACUUUAUGCGCUAUCACACUGAAACCAUCCCAUCCUGUCAUCGUCUCACCAGACAAAAUGGCAAAUCGAGCUCCUAAAAAGGAAAUUGACUUGUUAACUUCAGUUAGCUAGACUUAGUGGCUACGUUACAUCUGCAGAAAUAGUAUCAUGCUUUUGUUUUAACACCUUCUUAGCUUUCUAAAUGUCUAGCUAUCACUUGAUUUAUGAAAACCAAGAAAAGGUCAAUUAUUUCUAAUUAUUAGAAAAAUAGCUUGCUAGCUUUCACAGCUACUUUGUAAUGAUACUCUAAUCUUAACUGCAUUGGGCUGAAGACAGAAAGGAAAAAUAGAGUCUUAAAUCAGUGCACAAUGUUUCUGCUAAACCUCGAGGAAUGAUCUGUGUCAAUUUUGGUAGUCACGUUAAAAUCGUAGGCCAGCUAGCUAGCUAACUUAGUUACAUAUGCUGCCUAUCAGAUUGGGUGUAAUGUAGCAGUAUGUUAUAGGCACAUAAAUAGAAACUUAUAAGAAGUCCUUUAGCAUGUUAGCUAGCUAACUCUAGCUAGCAAACUACAUGCAUUCUCUAUCAGUUUGUAUUAAAUAUGGUUAUAUGUGUAAAAUGUCAAAAAUAAUUAGCUAGCUAAAAAUGAUAAGCUGCUAAUAUAUUGCGUUAUAUUAGCACUUAGUCGGAUUGUGUUAGCAAAAUUGUAUUGUGGUAUGUGCAUAAUAUCACUGCUGGAAGCUAGGUACCAAAUCUUACAAACUGCAUAUGCAAUGUGGUUAUUUUACCUAAGCUAGCUAAAUUUAACAUGAAACAUAGCAGUAUAUGAUUAUCAGUAUGUGCACAGUGACCACUUUAGUAAUGCGUAAAAGCUUUUUUCCAGAACAGACAACCAUUUUACAUGUUUUAUUCUUUUGUAAUUUGGAAACUAAUCAUGUGGGGGUUUUCUGAGAACGUAAGCUGUCUUUCAAGAGGUUAUGAAGUCAAAACGGACAAACUGAAUAAAAACUGUGAAAUUUG
Molecule: messenger RNA, 2480 nt
Organism: Pangasianodon hypophthalmus (striped catfish)
Lineage: Eukaryota; Metazoa; Chordata; Actinopteri; Siluriformes; Pangasiidae
Product: ADP-ribosylhydrolase ARH1
Exons: 8
Coding region: 439-1506 (355 amino acids)
Biological process (GO): protein de-ADP-ribosylation
Molecular function (GO): ADP-ribosylarginine-[protein] hydrolase activity; magnesium ion binding
Source: RefSeq, a predicted model, not a curated record